Molecule: messenger RNA, 1379 nt
Organism: Sodiomyces alkalinus F11
Lineage: Eukaryota; Fungi; Ascomycota; Sordariomycetes; Glomerellales; Plectosphaerellaceae
Exons: 2
Coding region: 87-1379 (430 amino acids)
Molecular function (GO): protein binding
Source: RefSeq, a predicted model, not a curated record
CAGAUUCAGCCCAGUCACCGCACGCUCGGUCUUUCCCUUUUCUCUCACCUUUCCGCAGUUGCCAGUCGGUAUCAAGCUCUUCGAUCAUGGCACCGAACAAAAUGCGUCUGUUUUCAAAGACGCCGACACUUCUGAAUCUCUGGCACCGACUCCGUGGUCGCCAACGACUACUACAGCCCGACACGGAUCCCGUCUGCAACAUUCUCGAGCAGCCAAUCGACAUCAUCAUACUCAUCAUAGAAACGAUGCCCAUGCCGGACCGUCUGAUGCUGGCCCAAACCUGCCGCGCUUUGCGCACGAUCGUCUUCGAGAUCCCGGCAUGCCUGUCUAACCAGCGACACGUCGCGGGGGGAUCACUCCAGAACCUGAUGACGGCCGACGAACAGCUCGACUACCUUUUCAUUCUGACACGCGAUCGCAUAGACAGCUGGGUCUGCGACCGUUGCGUGGCUGUCCACCCCGUAGACCUAGACAGUGCAGAGAUAGGCACCAAGUUCACCAGGUGGCAAACCGCCUGCCCCAAAGCCUUGAAAGGAGAUGCCUACAUCCUAUUUGAUGACGCAUGGGAGAACUACCUCAGGCUUGAAGUGAGGCAUGAUCACGUCCAGACGGCUCUCAAGUGCAUUAGGCAUUGGGACAUCAUCGACCGGGACCGCCGAGAGUUUCUCCGUGUUCCCGACCCGGUUACAAAUGACUGCUGGGUGCAUCCCAAAGUCGUCAACGACCCUGCGUUUCCCGCUGGAUCUCGCCGCCUCAAGUUCGUUAUGAAGGCUACUGGUACAUGUUACCAUGAAUCCGGUAGGGAUAUCAAUCUCUCGACCAUUCCGUACUUACGGGCGUGCGUUCACUGCUUGUACGAACCGGUGGUCUGUCUCCUGAACCUCGACAGCACCAUGUCCGGCUAUCAGCCCCUCUGCGAGAUGGCCAUGGACGCCUGGAUAAGAAACGACGGUACACCGACGUUUGGAGCGUGCUCCAUGUGCGCAACCGACUUUGCCAUACACUUUACGCGGCGCUUCCCGCGGAAGGCCGUUCUGCAGAUAUGGCAGGAUCUCGGCGGUGAAGGGUCGAUGACGGAUCGUGCGUGGAGGGCACGGCAAGAGAUUCCUUACCGCAUCAAGAAUCAACCAAGUAAGAGGCCGUCUGUACGGCACCACCAUGAGCCCGGGAGCGUCAUGAGAUUGUACGAGGAGGGCCAGGCCCUGGUAUACACAUGGAACCACCCUGAGGAGCACACGUUCGAUCUUCUUCGGCUUGCUAGCCAGCGUCGUUUCCAUGUUGCAGAUCCGCUAGACGAGAGGAUACUGUCCGAGGAACAACAUAUCUACAAGAUGAGUAUAGCGGGAAACGUGGAAGGCUGGAGCAUUCAUGAUAUUUGA